AUGAAGCAUUUGGGUGGCAUCCCCCUUUUGGUACUCUUCGUAAAAUUAUACAUUUACCAAAAUAAUGUUGUGAGCAACGAAAUUGUUAAUUUUAAAAAUCCCUACUUGAGGAACGGCCGGACAGGCAAAAACCUCAUUUUGCAGGAUGCGCAAAGUGGUUUAAACUCAGAAGACAGUGAUCAGAUAGACCGAAAGGGAAACGACAACGUAUUGCCACCCAAAUCGGAAAGAGAGGAACUCCAAACGCAGGCAGAAGAUAGUAAUAAUAAUGAAGACUUAAAAAAACAAAUAGAUGAAUUAGUUAAUAAAGCACAAGUAACAAAUAAAGAAGCUGAAACUGCAGUAACUGAAGCAGGAGCAUCAUUAAAAACAGCAGCAGAAUCAGGAGAGAAAGGAAAUAUGGCUGAAGGAAAAGAAACAGAAGCAGAACAAAAAGCAACAGAAGGAAUAACAGGCGAGGUAAAAGAAAUAAAACCAGAAAAUGCAGAUGAAUUAAAAAAUUUAGCAUCUGAUGCUGUGAAAGACGCAAUGGACGCCAAGAAGGCAAAAGGAGAAGCGCAAAUAAAAGCAGAAAUAGUAAAAUUAGAAGUAGCAAAAGAAGAAGCAAAAAAAGCAGUAGCUAGUGCUAUGAAUGCGAAAGACGAAGCAGCAGCUGCAGCAAAAACUUCAGAAUCAGCAAAACUGGCUGCUACGAGAGCGGCCAAAAAAGCAGAAGCAGAAACAAAAGCGAAAAUGUUGAAAAAUAAAAAUGAGCAAGAUGCAAUCUCAUUAGCAGCAACCAAUAUAAGCGUGGACACCAUGGUAACCGAGGUACAACCGGAUCCCGAGUAUCCCGAAGAAUUAAGGGUACUCAUAGAAAAAGGGUUACUAAAAGAAGAUGAAAUAACAAUGAGUGUAGAACCAGAAGCAACAGAAGUAGUAACAGUACCAAAGGAAGAAGAAGAAAUAGUUGAAGCAAAAAAAGAAGUAAAAGAAGAGUCAGCUUAUGCGGUAAAAGAGGCAAAACUAGAAGAAUCUCAUUCGCAAUCAGAAGACGAACAAGAGGCACAAAAGGCAGCAAGAGAAGCACAACAGUUAGCAACAGAAGCCGAAAAAGAAUUAAAAAAAGCACAAGAAGCGGAAGAAGAAUUAAAAAAAGCAACACAAGCCAUAAAUGAAGCAAUGCAAAAAAGGAAGCAGAGAAGGCAUCUAAUGAAGCACAAGAAGCUCUGGAAAAAGCAAAAGAAGCUAUGGAAAAAGCAAAAAAAGCAGCAGAAGAAGAAGCAAAAAAAGCAAAAACGAAUAAAGAAGACGCAGAAAAACAAAAAGAACUAA
This is a messenger RNA of Plasmodium cynomolgi strain B, 1314 nucleotides long. RefSeq names its product merozoite surface protein 3. The transcript has 2 exons. The record is from RefSeq and is a predicted model, not a curated record. The coding region runs from base 1 to 1314 and encodes 437 amino acids. NCBI's taxonomy places the organism in Eukaryota, Apicomplexa, Aconoidasida, Haemosporida, Plasmodiidae.